Molecule: messenger RNA, 2010 nt
Organism: Urocitellus parryii (Arctic ground squirrel)
Lineage: Eukaryota; Metazoa; Chordata; Mammalia; Rodentia; Sciuridae
Gene: Wdr31
Product: WD repeat domain 31
Molecular function (GO): protein binding
Source: RefSeq, a predicted model, not a curated record
CAGUGCAAAGAGAUGCUUAGAGAAGAGAUUAACCUGAGCAUCUUUUCCCUAAUUACAGAAAUUAGGAAGUGGCUGCCUGAAUUAUUUUCCAAAGGAUAAACAUUACAAAUAAUUAAAAACGCAACUCACCAGAAGAUCCUUUUGAUUUGGGGGAAACACAACUUCCAUCAACCACAAGGGAUGCUGCUACUCAGAUGCCACCUGAAACACACUCCUCUUUCUCAGGCUUCGUGUGGGCUCUGUGCCGUAAUGGGGAAACUGCAGAGCAAACUCAAACACAGCAGUUACAAAUACAGCAGGCCUGACGGAAUCAUGGAAGAGAGAAUUCAAACUAAAGCUUCUCAAGAGUAUAGCCCCGCUCAUGUGGACGCUGUCUCUGCCGUUGCUGCUCUGAACUCAGACCUUUGUGUCUCUGGAGGAAAAGAUAAGACAGUCGUGGCCUAUAAUUGGAAAACUGGAAACGUGGUGAAGAGGUUCAAAGGACAUGAACGUGAAAUCACCAAGGUGGCCUGCAGUCCCCGGUCGGGCCAGUUCUUCAGCGCCUCUCGGGACAGGCGGGUCCUGAUGUGGGACUUGCACGAGGCCUCCCAGCCCAGGCAGCAGCUGUGCGGCCACGCUCUGGCGGUCACCGGCUUGGCCGUGAGUCCAGACGCGUCCCAGCUGUGCACUGGCUCUCGGGACAACGCCCUGCUUCUGUGGGACGUGGGGACCGGACGGUGUGUGGAGAGAGCCUCGGUCUCCAGGAACCUGGUCACUCACCUGUGCUGGGUCCCCAAUGAACCAUAUAUCCUGCAGUCCUCUGAAGAUAAAACCAUCAGACUAUGGGACAGUCGGGGGCUACAGGUGGCUCACAUGUUUCCCACAAAGCAACACAUUCAGACCUACUGUGAAGUCAGCAUGGAUGGUCACAAGUGCAUCUCCUGCAGCAACGGUUUUGGAGGCGAAGGCUGUGAAGCCACAUUGUGGGACCUAAGGCAGACAAGAAACAGAAUACUUGAGUAUAAGGGGCAUUUCCAGACAGUUGCAUCCUGUGUUUUUCUACCAAGAACAUUGGCCUUGGUGCCUGCGAUUGCUACCUCAUCCCAUGAUUCCAAGGUGAAGAUAUGGAACCAAGAUACUGGAGCCUGCCUUUUCACCUUGUCUCUGGAUGGAUCUGGACCCUUAACUUCCCUGGCUGUCGGUGAUCCCAUCUCCUUAUUAUGUGCAAGUUUCAACAGAGGAAUUCACCUACUCAGAGUGGACCACAGCCGAGGGCUGGAACUGGAGGAAGUGGCAGCAUUCUGAAGCCGAGAGACAUUCACCAAACAAUAUCAAAUCAUGGCCCUCUGUGUGGCUUUGUUUUUCCAUGUUAUCUUGGGGUGGGUGGAAUAUAGGGCUGGUGUUCUUUGCUUAGGUUUACUUAGAAGGUAUAUCAGUGUUAGAAGUCAAUUUAAGUUCAGUGGUUCAAAAUCAGGUAUGAAAUUUAGAAACACGGACUAAACAUAAAGUUGACAAUCUAAGUUAAACCCAAAUGCAGUGUUUUAGUGAGCACUUGGGAUGACUCUUCAGGGAAAAAAAAUGUUUUAUUCAAAAUGAUGAUCUAAAGAUAUAGGAGUGAUGGACCUGCGACUGUGAGAAGAAGCAUGGAGCUUGAUUCCAUCCGUCUCUCCACAAAAAUAAAUAAAUAAAUAGAUAGAUAGAUAAGAAGAAAUAAAAGGCAACAGGAAUAGAGUCUGCUUUAGUUGCCUCAGAAAAUAAUUGAGAUGGGAAAGUAGCUUGGCCCAUAGAGGACAUGGAUCGUCUACAUAGUUUAAGCUCUGGGCAUCGCUCCUCAGCACCGAAGGAUCAAAGCUGGGCGAGAAAGCCAAAGCCUCGGCUUCUACCCAGAGCAGGGRAGGUGGUAAACCCCUGCCCUUGCAUGUGCCUUCCUAGACCAGCGCUGCUGAAGUGCUUCAAGAGGCUGACCAGCACAAGGACAUCACCCAGAUCAUAAGAGUUAUCUCAUUUCCAUGGAUAAGAAAAUGGACAGAG